Molecule: messenger RNA, 429 nt
Organism: Acyrthosiphon pisum (pea aphid)
Lineage: Eukaryota; Metazoa; Arthropoda; Insecta; Hemiptera; Aphididae
Product: putative cytochrome P450 6a13
Exons: 1
Molecular function (GO): heme binding; oxidoreductase activity, acting on paired donors, with incorporation or reduction of molecular oxygen; monooxygenase activity
Source: RefSeq, a predicted model, not a curated record
AUUGUAAAUCCCAAUAUUAUAAUAUACUACGGUCUGUGUUACGUUCUGCAGGCAACCAUCGAGUCUGGAAAGACGGAAUUCGAAAUUCGUGACCUAACAGCCAAAUUCACUACAGACGUGAUUGGCACAUGCGCGUUUGGACUGGAAUGCAAUUCGCUGAAAGACUCGCAAUCCGAAUUCAGACGGAUGGGAUGUGCAGUGCUCAAUUCGUCCGCAUCUUUAGCGUUGGCCAAAAUGGUCCGAGUGUUCUUCCCGAAACUUUUCAAGGCGUUGAAACUCCGUACGUUCCCGGCCGAAGUGCAACAGUUCUUCAUGGGCAUCGUAAAACAGACAAUCGACUUCCGGAACACCAACCGAGUGCGUCGAAACGACUUCAUACAGCUGUUGCUUGAGAUUAAAAACCAAAAUCACAACCAAGAAAACGCGAUU